Messenger RNA from Gracilinanus agilis (Agile Gracile Mouse Opossum), 7585 nucleotides. RefSeq names its product myosin heavy chain 10 (gene MYH10). The coding region runs from base 1 to 5754 and encodes 1917 amino acids. Gene Ontology annotation, molecular function: ATP binding; cytoskeletal motor activity; protein binding. The record is from RefSeq and is a predicted model, not a curated record. The transcript has 42 exons. Gene Ontology annotation, cellular component: myosin complex. NCBI's taxonomy places the organism in Eukaryota, Metazoa, Chordata, Mammalia, Didelphimorphia, Didelphidae.
AUGGCAGACGGAGCCUUUGGAGGGGGAGUCUGGAUGCCUGCGGACCCUUUCGGGGAGGGCGCGGGUGGAGGGCGUACCUACUCUGGACUGUUCUGUGUAGUCAUAAAUCCUUACAAGAAUCUUCCAAUUUACUCUGAAAAUAUUAUUGAAAUGUACAGAGGGAAGAAACGUCAUGAGAUGCCCCCCCACAUCUAUGCUAUAUCUGAAUCUGCUUAUAGAUGUAUGCUUCAAGAUCGUGAAGACCAGUCAAUUCUUUGCACGGGUGAAUCUGGUGCUGGAAAGACAGAAAAUACCAAGAAGGUCAUUCAGUAUCUUGCUCAUGUUGCUUCUUCCCAUAAAGGAAGAAAAGACCAUAACAUUCCGCCUGAAUCGCCUAAGCCAGUGAAACAUCAGGGAGAACUUGAAAGGCAACUUUUACAAGCAAACCCAAUCCUUGAAUCAUUUGGAAAUGCAAAAACUGUGAAAAAUGACAACUCUUCCCGUUUCGGCAAGUUUAUACGAAUCAACUUUGAUGUUACUGGUUAUAUUGUUGGAGCCAACAUCGAAACAUAUCUUUUGGAAAAAUCUCGAGCAGUUCGUCAAGCUAAAGAUGAGCGUACGUUUCACAUAUUCUACCAACUGCUAUCUGGAGCAGGAGAACAUCUAAAGUCUGACUUGCUUCUUGAAGGAUUUAAUAACUAUAGAUUUUUAUCCAAUGGCUAUAUCCCUAUUCCUGGACAGCAAGACAAAGAUAACUUUCAAGAGACAAUGGAAGCGAUGCACAUAAUGGGCUUCUCUCAUGAUGAAAUCUUGUCAAUGCUUAAGGUAGUAUCUUCAGUGUUACAGUUUGGAAACAUUUCCUUUAAAAAAGAGAGGAAUACUGAUCAAGCUUCAAUGCCAGAAAACACAGUUGCACAGAAACUCUGUCAUCUCCUCGGGAUGAAUGUAAUGGAAUUCACUCGUGCCAUCCUUACUCCUCGGAUCAAGGUUGGCAGAGAUUAUGUUCAGAAAGCACAAACCAAGGAACAAGCUGAUUUUGCUGUAGAAGCACUGGCAAAAGCUACCUAUGAACGACUGUUUCGCUGGCUUGUUCAUCGUAUUAAUAAAGCCCUGGAUAGGACCAAACGACAAGGAGCAUCUUUCAUUGGGAUUUUGGAUAUAGCUGGAUUUGAAAUUUUUGAGUUGAAUUCCUUUGAGCAACUCUGCAUCAACUACACCAAUGAGAAACUUCAGCAGUUGUUCAAUCAUACUAUGUUUGUCCUCGAGCAAGAAGAAUAUCAGCGGGAAGGCAUUGAGUGGAAUUUCAUUGAUUUUGGACUAGAUCUGCAGCCCUGCAUUGAUUUAAUAGAAAGACCAGCUAAUCCACCUGGUGUUUUGGCUCUUUUGGAUGAAGAGUGCUGGUUUCCUAAAGCUACUGAUAAGACCUUUGUGGAAAAACUGGUUCAAGAGCAAGGCACACACUCCAAGUUCCAAAAACCUCGGCAACUGAAAGACAAGGCAGAUUUUUGUAUUAUUCAUUAUGCAGGAAAGGUGGACUAUAAAGCUGAUGAGUGGCUGAUGAAAAACAUGGAUCCUCUGAAUGACAAUGUGGCCACCCUGUUACACCAGUCAUCAGACAGAUUUGUUGCAGAACUUUGGAAAGAUGAGAUUCAGAAUAUUCAGAGAGCUUCUUUCUAUGACAAUAUUUCUGGUCUUCAUGAUCUACCAGUGGAUCGUAUCGUGGGUCUGGAUCAAGUCACUGGCAUGACAGAGACUGCUUUCGGAUCAGCAUAUAAAACCAAAAAGGGCAUGUUUCGUACUGUUGGGCAACUAUACAAAGAAUCUCUCACUAAACUGAUGGCCACCCUUCGAAAUACAAACCCUAAUUUUGUUCGAUGCAUCAUUCCCAAUCAUGAGAAGAGGGCUGGAAAGCUGGAUCCUCAUCUAGUUCUCGAUCAGCUCCGUUGCAAUGGUGUCCUAGAAGGGAUUAGAAUCUGUCGACAGGGAUUCCCGAACCGGAUAGUAUUUCAGGAAUUCAGACAGAGAUAUGAGAUUCUAACUCCAAAUGCUAUUCCAAAAGGCUUUAUGGAUGGCAAACAAGCUUGUGAACGAAUGAUCCGAGCCCUAGAAUUAGACCCUAAUUUGUACAGAAUUGGUCAGAGCAAAAUAUUCUUCAGAGCUGGAGUUCUGGCCCACUUGGAGGAAGAAAGAGAUUUAAAGAUUACAGACAUCAUCAUCUUUUUCCAGGCUGUUUGUAGAGGGUACUUAGCUAGAAAGGCCUUUGCCAAGAAACAGCAACAACUGAGUGCCCUGAAAGUCUUGCAGCGUAAUUGUGCAGCUUAUCUGAAAUUACGACAUUGGCAGUGGUGGCGAGUCUUUACUAAGGUGAAGCCUCUACUACAAGUUACCCGCCAGGAGGAGGAGCUUCAAGCAAAGGAUGAAGAGCUAUUGAAAGUUAAGGAGAAACAGACAAAGGUAGAAGAAGAGCUUGAGGAAAUGGAAAGGAAACAUCAACAGCUUUUAGAGGAGAAGAACAUUCUUGCUGAGCAAUUGCAAGCAGAAACAGAGCUCUUUGCUGAAGCUGAGGAGAUGCGAGCUCGUCUCGCUGCAAAAAAACAGGAACUAGAAGAAAUUCUUCAUGACCUAGAGUCAAGGGUUGAAGAAGAGGAAGAACGAAACCAAGUGCUCCAAAAUGAAAAGAAAAAAAUGCAAGGACACAUUCAGGAUCUAGAAGAGCAGCUUGAUGAGGAAGAAGGAGCUCGACAGAAGCUACAGUUGGAAAAAGUUACCGCAGAAGCCAAAAUCAAGAAAAUGGAAGAGGAAAUUCUACUUUUAGAGGACCAAAAUUCCAAAUUUAUCAAGGAAAAGAAAUUGAUGGAAGAUCGUAUUGCUGAAUGCUCUUCUCAGCUGGCUGAAGAAGAAGAGAAAUCCAAAAAUUUGGCCAAACUCAGGAAUAAGCAGGAGGUGAUGAUCACAGAUUUGGAAGAACGUUUGAAGAAAGAAGAGAAAACUCGUCAAGAACUGGAAAAGGCCAAAAGAAAACUUGAUGGUGAAACGACAGAUCUGCAAGAUCAAAUAGCUGAGCUACAGGCUCAGAUCGAAGAACUAAAGAUUCAGUUGGCCAAGAAAGAGGAAGAGCUACAGGGUGCUCUUGCCAGAGGCGAUGAUGAAACACUUCAUAAGAACAAUGCACUGAAAGUUGUGCGAGAACUACAAGCUCAGAUUGCUGAGCUCCAGGAAGACCUAGAAUCAGAAAAGGCUUCCCGAAACAAAGCAGAGAAGCAGAAGAGAGACUUGAGUGAAGAGCUAGAAGCGCUGAAGACAGAACUUGAAGAUACUUUGGACACUACUGCAGCUCAGCAGGAAUUAAGGACAAAACGUGAGCAGGAAGUAGCUGAACUGAAGAAGGCUAUUGAAGAAGAAACUAAGAAUCAUGAAGCUCAAAUCCAAGACAUAAGGCAGAGACAUGCUAGUGCCCUGGAGGAACUCUCUGAACAACUUGAACAGGCUAAAAGGUUCAAAGUAAAUCUUGAGAAAAACAAGCAAGGUCUAGAGACUGAUAACAAGGAGUUGGCCUGUGAAGUGAAGGUUCUACAGCAAGUCAAGGCUGAAUCUGAACACAAGAGAAAGAAACUAGAUGCUCAGGUACAGGAAUUGCACGCCAAGGUUACAGAAGGAGAUAGGCUUCGGGUAGAACUUGCUGAAAAGGCCAGUAAGCUCCAGAAUGAAUUGGAUAAUGUCACAACCCUCCUGGAAGAAGCAGAGAAGAAGGGCAUUAAAUUUGCCAAAGAUGCAGCCAGUCUUGAGUCACAGCUACAGGAUACACAGGAGCUACUUCAGGAGGAGACACGCCAGAAGUUGAACCUCAGUAGUCGGAUCAGGCAGUUGGAGGAGGAGAAGAACAACCUUCAGGAGCAGCAGGAGGAGGAAGAAGAGGCCAGGAAGAGCCUGGAAAAGCAAGUGUUAGUCUUGCACUCACAGUUGGCUGAUACAAAGAAAAAGGUAGAUGAUGACUUAGGGACAAUUGAAAGCUUGGAAGAGAAUAAGAAGAAGCUUCUAAAAGACAUAGAGGCCUUGAGUCAGCGCUUAGAGGAGAAGGCACUGGCUUAUGACAAGCUUGAGAAGACCAAGACACGUCUACAGCAAGAGCUUGAUGACUUAAUGGUGGAUCUGGAUCAUCAGCGCCAGAUUGUCUCCAACUUAGAGAAAAAGCAGAAGAAGUUUGACCAACUCCUGGCAGAAGAAAAAAAUGUUUCUGCUCGAUAUGCAGAAGAGAGAGAUCGGGCUGAAGCAGAGGCAAGAGAGAAAGAGACUAAAGCUCUUUCCUUGGCCCGAGCCCUGGAAGAAGCUUUAGAAGCAAAGGAGGAAUUUGAGAGACAGAAUAAGCAGCUGCGUACUGAUAUGGAAGAUUUAAUGAGCUCAAAGGAUGAUGUUGGGAAAAAUGUCCACGAACUUGAAAAAUCCAAACGGGCCUUAGAGCAGCAGGUUGAAGAAAUGAAGACACAGUUGGAGGAGCUGGAAGAUGAACUUCAGGCUACAGAAGAUGCUAAACUUCGUCUAGAAGUCAAUAUGCAAGCCAUGAAAGCCCAAUUUGAGAGAGAUUUGCAGGCCAGAGAUGAACAGAAUGAAGAGAAGAAGAGGCUACUGAUCAAGCAGGUGCGUGAGCUUGAGGCAGAAUUGGAGGAUGAGCGUAAGCAAAAGGCUCUUGCAGUUGCUUCCAAGAAGAAAAUGGAAAUGGACCUGAAGGAUCUUGAGGCACAAAUAGAGACUGCAAAUAAGGCAAGGGAUGAAGUGAUCAAGCAGCUUCGAAAACUUCAGGCACAAAUGAAAGACUACCAGCGUGAAUUGGAAGAAGCUCGUGCAUCCCGUGAUGAGAUCUUUGCUCAGUCCAAGGAAAAUGAAAAAAAAUUGAAAAGCCUUGAAGCAGAAAUACUUCAACUACAAGAGGAAUUUGCCUCUUCUGAAAGAGCCCGUCGACAUGCUGAACAAGAGAGAGAUGAACUUGCUGAUGAAAUAGCCAACAGUGCUUCUGGGAAAUCCUCUUUGCUGGAUGAGAAACGGCGCCUGGAGGCCCGUAUCGCACAACUGGAGGAGGAACUGGAGGAAGAGCAGAGCAACAUGGAACUUCUUAACGACCGGUUUCGCAAGGCCACAUUGCAGGUGGAUACCCUCAAUUCAGAGCUGGCUGGAGAGCGAAGCGCUGCCCAGAAGAGCGAGAGCGCCCGCCAGCAGCUGGAGAGACAGAGCAAGGAGCUCAAGGCCAAACUGCAGGAGCUGGAGGGCUCAGUGAAGUCCAAGUUCAAGACCACCAUCUCUGCUUUGGAAGCCAAGAUUGUGCAGAUGGAAGAACAGCUGGAGCAGGAAGCCAAGGAACGAGCAGCAGCCAACAAGCUUGUUCGUCGUACAGAGAAGAAGCUAAAAGAGAUUUUCAUGCAGGUAGAAGAUGAGCGGCGACAUGCAGAUCAGUACAAAGAGCAGAUGGAGAAGGCCAAUGCCAGAAUGAAGCAGCUCAAACGUCAGUUGGAGGAAGCUGAAGAAGAGGCCACUCGUGCCAACGCCUCAAGGCGCAAACUCCAGCGUGAACUGGAUGAUGCCAUAGAAGCCAAUGAAGGCCUGAGCCGGGAAGUCAGCACUCUGAAAAACAGACUGAGGAGAGGAGGCCCAAUCACCUUUUCUUCCAGUCGAUCCAGCAGGCGCCAGCUACAUAUUGAGGGAGCAUCCCUUGAACUCUCAGAUGAUGAUACAGAGAGCAAAACUAGUGAUGUCAAUGAGAUGCCAGCUGCACCAGUGGAGUAAAGAGAGGGCCAGAGCCCGCUGUGAUACCAUGGGGUAAACAAGGACUUUCCUGACCACCAGUCUGCCUUGUGGCUACUAAUCAGCAGAGGAAAUGGGCAGAUUACAAGGUUAUUUACUGAAAGGUCAAUUGUGUCUUAAGGCUCUCUAGCCUCCCCAUAAUAUACCCUGCUUCAAAUAUAGGUACAAAUGCUCUUUUUAUAUACAUAUAUAUAAAGAGCAUAUUUACAUGUAUAUUAAACAGGAUCAUCUAUUCAGUGCAUCUAUUUUCCAAAUAUUCUUCAGGAGGCCAUUUCCUAAAAUGCUGUCUGAAGAGUUUUUCUUGUUUUUGUUUUUGUUUUUAAGGAAACCUCAGAUCCUUCAUUCCCAGACCCUUUUAUUGGGGCAGACCCUUGGUUGUUACUAUGCAUGCUUUCUGUUGUACAGACAGUUAACUUAGCUUCUCCUACGUUCAUGUGGCCCUUGGCUUCUCAGCUGUGUCAGUUCCCUUAGAACAGUGUGAAGACCAAAUGGCACCUGUAGCUUUCAUUUUUUUCUCAUAUUGUGAUCAACACUGUCUCAGUGAGCAAACUGUGAAAAGGGCUUUGGAAGUACUAAAAGGAAGAGAAUGGGAAGGGGAGAGUAGCCUUGGCUUUGGUUAACUUGCAGCAUCCCCUGAGGGUGGCUCUGCCGCUCCGGGUGUGACACUGAAUCUAGACACGUAGACUCUUCUUAGUUAGAACUGGUCUGUGCAGAAGGAUGGUCCAAACUUUGCAGCUGAGUUUCCAAGAAGACAUUAACUUAUUGACUACUGGAUGAGGCUCCAGAACCCUUUGUGUGUUAGUGCUUCCUGCUCCUUAGGAGUAAGCAGCCUCUGGUGCUGACUUUGAAUUCCAGCCAUGGCUUUGGAGCCCAAAAGGGGAACAUUGGUUUUUUAAUGUCUGAGGCUUGUUCCAAGUUUGUCAGUGGUUUAGAGGCUCAGCAAUGAAUACCUAUUUUCCUGAAUGUUAACAUGCCAGUGAAUAUAAAUCCUUUCUUUUUCCCCUUUUCCCUUUUAAACAGUGUUACAGUGAAUAUUUAGCAUUCUCUUUUGGUUAAUAGUUAAGCAAUUUGACAUUACAGAAAGUGCCUUAGACACUACAGUACUAAGACAAUGUUAAAUAUAUUAUUUACCUAUAUAACAAUUUAAUGUAUUAAUUUUUGACUACACUUCAUAUCAUGUACCUCUAGUGAAAGUGGUAUGAAUAUUCAGUGAUGAUGAAUCAGUGUUAAUUAGACAACUUUGAUCUUUUGCAAUGGGCUUGAGAACACAACUCAUUUUGGGUUUAAAGCUUUAACAUCGGUUAUGAAGGUUUUGUCAUGAUGUGGGUAUGGAAUCACUUGUUUCAUCCCAUCCCCUUUCUGAAUUAUACUGGCUGCUGACCACCAGGCACUUGACUGCAAACAUCUUUUCUUGUAUCCCCAUAUUUCUAGACAAUGACUUUUGUAAGACAAUAAAUUUAUUAUAGAUAUUUAUGCCUGCUCUGUUUACUUGAAGGAAAAAGCAUCAUUGAGAAUAAACAGACCUCAAUAAACAAGAAUGAUCAUAUGAACAUAAAAUCUGCUUUCUCACUUUCUGUUCUGCAGCUUAACAUUGAGGGUUGCUGAUAGAUAUCUAAAGGGGCUAUAAGCCAUCCCAGGUCUUCACCAAAAUGCAUUCCUCUUAAGUUGUUAGAUUAUGAAGAGCCACAUCAUUCUUUUUCUGUGUGUAAUAAAGUAACCGUUACUCUUUAAUCCCUUUUCCAGCAGAUGAUUCUUGCACUGGGCUAGGCUGUGUGUAAUUAGAAUUUUGCUCCCUAGAACACUCUUUCCCAGC